Mycena citricolor is the source of this 5013-nucleotide messenger RNA. NCBI's taxonomy places the organism in Eukaryota, Fungi, Basidiomycota, Agaricomycetes, Agaricales, Mycenaceae. The record is from the annotation of a GenBank genome assembly.
UGCACUCCAUCUUCUCCUUCUCUCCGGUCCCUUCCUCCAGGCAAUCUUCUUAUUCCCCGACGACGGAGAGCAGGCCUCUGUCGUAUACACGUCUCUUCAUUUCACUAGAGUCUGGACAACCUUGACUCACGUUUCGACAUCCUAAUCCUACCAUGGCCCACUUCACCUCUUCGCCCUUCCACAAGCCUUCUCCGUUUGAGUUUCCGCAGCACCUUGGGACCUCAGACAGCCCAAAAGUCAACCUUUGCCGGCUCAUUCGCUGCCUACUCCUGCGUCGACCAGUGUCAUUGGAGGGCAGGAUUUUCACUCUGGGGACUAUUUUGAGACACCUACUGCCUCGGUUAGUGCAACUGAGGGACCUGGUUCGCGGUUCCGUCGCGCCGCCUCGUCCAUUGUGUACCACAACAGCAACCUGCGGGAGUCCCGGGAACGGACAGUUCAGCGCAGUUCUCGGUCAUUCUUGGUAGUGAUACCGCCUGCGUCGUUAUCGCAGCAACAUGGGACUCUGGGACAUACACUCUCCUCUGGGCCCCGGCAUCGGCUGUCCCAGGGUUUGCUGAUGCCCUUGUUUCCUACGAUGUUCGCUCAGCUUACGGCCAUUGCGCGGGAGUUCAGCUUCCCGAGCACGACCGGUCUGUGCUUGUAUGUGCACUACACUGAGCAUGGGACAACUGUCACCCCUCGCAUCGCCGAUGACUCUUGGCAAAUGAUCUGGGCCCAUGCUCUUGAUCCAGCGUCAGCCAAUCCCCAGCCCGGGCUGCCCAUCUGUGGGAAAGUGGAAUUCGACAUUGAUAUGCGGUUGGCGCGUUGGUACGGGGCUUGGCUCGCAUCUUCGCAUCGCGAACAAGUGGAUGUCCCGAUGUCGGUGACGCCGUCGGCCCCACCGUCGAUCGUCCACUACCGGGAGGAGAGCGGGACGACCUUUGGGGAUGGAGAUGACCAGGAGUCGGUGGCUGUUACCCCAGCUCGGCGCUCGCGCCAUGUCCCUCGCAAGCUGUCGUUGGUGGAUCGGUUCGACGUGAUGUCAAAUCGCUCGGUGACUCGUUCGUUGCAUCCUCGGUUGUCUCCACCGGAACAGCCGCCAGCCCAAAAUCUGACGCCGAUACAACAAGAAGACGAGCCGCAGACAGCCAAAUACGAUCUCGAGCGACGGGUCAAGUCGUGGCGCGCAAGUGCGACUGUGCUGCCUGCUGUUGCGGCUGAGGUUCUCUUGGCUGGCGCCACUCUGCCGGUCUCGCCUUUCAAUGACAGUUCCAUUCCGGCUCCGGCGGAAGAGCGCGAGGAAGAGGAGUUCAGGUUGGAAGACUACGCGUUUUCGGUAUCAUCCGCUGGCCCUGGGGACUACGACCCCUAUUCUCCGCUGGACUGGUACUACGACCCGUCCCUUCACAUGGGCCAGCGCGCGGCUGGGUCUGUAUGCUUGACUCCGACGACGCGGACUUCAUUCGGGCCCUCUGAUUACACGCUGUCUCCGUAUCAGGAAGAGUUCGACCGGGAUCUAGUGUAUACACCUGAUAUCGCCCAGCGCAUGUUGGAAGAUGUGCCACCAACACCGUCCGUCGCCACCAGCUGGGGUGCACCGACUCGACCGACGUCACCGAUAUUGCUCGAAUCUUACGUACCGUCGGUCCAUCUCGGUGACCGGCAAGAGUUCAGCAGGCCGGUCACGCCGAUGACGGCUACUUCAUGGGGUGCACCGUCUCGGCCCACAUCCCCCAUGUUUCUCCGUCCGUACGUACCGUCGGUCCACCUCGGCGACAGACAGGAGUUCAGCAGGCCAGUGACCCCGAUGACCGCGACGUCGUGGGGCGCGCCGGAGUACCUGCCGUCUGGCCCUCCGACGCCGAUCCGCGUGACCACGCCCGACGCUGGGGAGCGGUCGUUUGAUGCGCAUGACCAUCGGGCUCAGCCGUGGAACCUCAUUUGGCCUGCAGUUGAGGGUGCGUUGCCGGCCGUUGGAGCUUGGGGUAUGGUGUGGCCGAGUCACGGAUUGGAACAAACAGCCGCGUGAAACUGAACCGUGGAACAUGGUGUGGCCGGCCCAUGGGAUUGCGCAAGAACAGCCUCGUCAGGCUGGCGCAUGGAACAUGGUCUGGCCGAGUCAUGGAUUGGAGCAAGGACGGCCGCGUGAAGCUGGUCCGUGGAACAUGGUCUGGCCGAGCCAUGGACUGGACCAAGAGCAGCAGCGCGAGGCUGGUCCGUGGAACAUGGUAUGGCCAGCCCAUGGGCUACAACACCCUGCGCCUGAGGUUCCCUGGAGCUCGGUUUGGCCCUUCCACACACAUCAGGACACGGUGAAACCUUGGAGCAUGGUCUGGCCGUUCCACAGUGUUGCUUUCAACACUGCUUCCCUUUCUACUGCGUUGCCGUCAAACUAUCCUCGCUUCAAUCUGUAUCCUGCGGUCUACCCCCACUUCAACCUGUACCCUGCAGUGUAUGAGGAACGGGUUCCACAGGGGAGGGGCUAUCCUCAUUUCGAUCUCUACCCCGCUAUUUCGAGCAAGCCAGCUGCUGCUCCCUUGGCCAAACCUGUGACUCUCGAACUUCCGACAUCGUACCCGGCGUUCAAACUGUGCAAGUUUUAUGCAGCAUCUGUUCAGCACUGUUACUGACUCUGCGACAGACCCUGCCGUUUAUCCUGACAAUCUGGACGAGAUCUACCCGGUCACGACUAGUGCUCCGACAGCGAGGGAACGAAGCAGAGGGCCUGUGAAGAUUCUGCCUACGCUGCAAUAUCCCGACUUCAACCUCUACCCGGUGUACCCAGCAAACCUUGCGGCCAUUUAUCCCGUUGAACAGACCCAAUCGGCCAGCGAGAUCUCUGUUGCUGUCGCGGCGGUGUAUCCUUUCUUCGAGCUCUAUGCUGCAGUAUAUCCGUAUGUUGCGCCGUACCCGGGAGUGGCAGUCGAGAUGGAGGUGGCCACUUAUCCUCUGCUCGUGGCCAAAUCGACGGGCUCCAGCCCUGCUCCUAUUCAAGUUAGACUGCCCGCCGUCUAUCCCAACAUUGAGAUUUGUCAGCUGGUCAUUUUUUCUGUUAUUUUCAGUCUGACGUGUAUCAGACCCAGCGCUAUACCCAGCCAGCAUGAAGGAGAUCUAUCCUGUCGUUGGGUCGACCUCGUCUUCGGAGGUUUCUGUGUCGCUGAGCAUGAGCUAUCCGUUCUUCGACAUCUAUCCGGCUGCUUACCCGCAUAUCGCACCGUACCCGGUCGCUCAACUCGAUGCUGUGACCUCGAAGCAGCGAACAGGCUACCCUCACUUUGAUCUUUAUCCUGCUGUCAUGCCCGCUUACGAUGCUGCUGCUGCCGCUGGCGCCGUUACGUCCGCGUUAGCUGCAGUUGUCUUGACUAAGGCAAUCCUCGACAAGCCGAUCCCGAUCAUGGAGUCGACUAGUGUGACUGGAUCUGGUUACCCUUACUUCGAUCUCUAUCCUGCCAACUAUGCGACGGCCAAGUCAGACGGAGGUUUCACGGUCGAUUUGCCGAGCCGGUAUCCCUGUCUCGUGAUCUAUCGCCCGGUGUACCCAGCUCUCGAAAUCUAUCCGGCAGUUCCUAAGAGGAGAAACGCUGAACGGGGCGUUGACGUUGUCCUCGCAGUCGCGUACCCGUGCUUCGAUAUCUAUCCCGCUGUCUAUCCUGCUUUUGACAUCUAUCGUUCUAUUCCACACGACUGCGUUUCGAGUUCAACGCGCGGUGUUACUAUUAGACUUACUGCCGAGUACCCUGCUUUCGAAAUAUAUCCUGAUGUUUACCCUGCUCUCGAGAUUUACCCUUCUGUCCCCAAAGUCUGUGGUUCGAGAUCUGAGUCUCGGGGCAUCUCAGUACGGCUGACUCCGUCGUAUCCAUAUUUCGACCUUUAUCCAGCGACGUAUCCUUACUUCAGUCUGUGGCCCACGACGAUAGGUGAAAUCGCCGCAUCGGUUCGAGCGGACACAGUCCAGCCUCGUGAGCGGAGGCAGAGCAGAUUCACAAGCGCCGACCUGGCUUCACUCAUCAGACAUUCGCGAACACCCGAAAAACAGAAUUCGGCGGUCGAUUUCAGGGCCAAGACUCCUGUCAUCUUCGAGGUUGAGGCGCCCAGUGUCGUUAUCGAGGCACCGAUCCCUGUGGCCGAGGCACCGACACUCUCUACACCGCGCACCCAUCUUGAUCUUCAUCGACUGAUAUUCUCCGAUGAGGUGUCCACCCCCAGCGGAACCUUCCGUCGCCCUAACAAAACACACUUGGAGCUCCACAACCAAGUGUUUUCGAAUGAUGUCCAACGUACAGCUCAGUCCCCAGCUGAGCCCAGGGUGGAUCCUACUCCGUCUCCGAGCCGGAUUGCAGCCCCCACUGCCCGCCUGCGUGUAGGUUCAGUGAUGCGCGCCAGCCUUCCGCCCUCCCCGAGACCUGUCGGAGCCCGGCCCCGGUCCCCGAUUUCCCGUUCACCGAUUGGCAGGACACCGCCUGCGCUGCCACAGCCCAACCUGCCCUUGCCUCUUCCGCCAGCAUCGUCCCCCCUGAACACCACAUCUUCGAUUCCCAUCCCCCGGCCGCACGCAUUCGGAGCUCGGCCGAGUCCCCGGCCGAUGUCGGUAGCAUCGCCAGAUGGUCCUCGCCGCUCGUAUUCGACGUCAGCGCGCAGCAGUGCGGCCCCCGACUCGAUGCUGCGUAACGACGGACCCCCGCUGAGUCGCUCGUCGUCUCUGAUGCUCCCGCGCAAGAUGUCGACGAUCGGGAGGUCACCGGAUGCCGUUGACCAGGUUUUGCCAUCUCCACCCAGGAGACGGGAGAGCUUGGUCGCUCAGCGCGUUAGAGCUUUCCAGAACCAGGAACCCAUUCAGCCAACGAUCCUAGAGGAUGGUUUGUCCGACUUUCCGAUGCCGCCAAGGAGUGUCCCCCAGCCUAUGCGGAGGCCCAUAUCGUAAUCCCAAGUAGUAGGACAUGUACCAUGCUGGAUCAUAUUGUAUUUAUUCUUAUUCAUACAAACAACCAUGUGAUCAUGCACCCACCAUUUCACAAUCUAAUCUAAUCUUUC